AUGACAGACGCUAGCACCAAGCCAGUCGUUCUUGCCCUCAGCAACACUAUUACACCCGCGAUUGCACUCGAGAUCCUCCCUCAAGGGCUCGCAGUAAACAGUCUGUAUUUGAAUGCCGACGGUGAAACGCACGACGUGAUUCCUGGACCUUAUGACUCCGCGCAGCAUGCGACGCCUCCGUACAAGUAUCUCAACACGCUCGUCGGACGGUAUGCAAAUCGUAUUGCGAUGAAGGAAGGAGGGCAUGCUAUCCAGAAGAAUGGAUACUCUGCCACGAUCAAUCCUGUCAAGAAUGAAAGUGACAAAGUAUCGCUACACGGUGGUGUCAAUGCACUCGACUCGUUGCUCUUCACACAGCUCAAGCUACAAGAGUCGACCCUCUUCAGUGAAAAGGAGCUCCGUCGCUUGCACGAGCUAGACUAUUCGAAUGCACUCUUCACUGCGACUUUGCCGCACAACUCGAACGGGUUCCCAGGAACCCUGCGCGUCGAGGUGCUCUUUGCACUUAUUGACCCUGCUACGCUUCCUGUGGUUUCCAACCCAGACGUUCCAAAGCAUGUCGAUUUGGGGUCGGUGCUCGUUGUGUACCGUGCACGACUGGCUGAGCCCAACAUCCAUUGGGGCUUCAACCUCGAAGCAUCGCUUCGCCCUACACCACACCUCAAUAUCCGUGACCACCAUCUCAUCCUCCGGUCUCCCGCACGCGUCGCAAUUGACUCUGACCUUCUUCCAACGGGAGAGCUCGCACUCAAUUCGGCUGAGCCUGCACACGACCACAAUGCGGGCAAGAAGAUUGGCGAGCUCUUCCCAGAGAAGGGAUACGAUCACUCCUGGUUACUAACUGUGUUGGCAGAUCAUUUCUACAUCUUCGACGAGAGCGCGUACAAGGCUUCCAUCGCGACCCAGCCCCCGCGCACGCCUGUCAAGGAUCUUGCAAACAUCGACUUGCUAAGCGAAUUACUGUCGACAAAGCCUGCGGAACAUCCAUCCGUCGAGCUCUGGAGUGACAAGUCGGGAUACAAGAUUUCGUUCUCUAGUAACCAGGGAGGUGUUCAGUUCUACACCGCAAACUUUACCAACGGUGCCGGACGAGAAAGAAGAUUCAUGGAGGUGCGCCUGACAAGGACGGUUAUCCAAAAGAAUGCUGUGCAUUCCUUGAAUUCCACGAUGUGCCCCCUGUCUGCGUUCCUUCACCCACAGAACGGUAUCGACAGUCUGCUCACCUCGGAUGAGCUCUAUCACAACUAUGUCCGUCUUGAUAUUGGAUUCAAGCCGCCCGUACGAGCAUGA
Serendipita indica DSM 11827 is the source of this 1290-nucleotide messenger RNA. The record is from the annotation of a GenBank genome assembly. Lineage: Eukaryota; Fungi; Basidiomycota; Agaricomycetes; Sebacinales; Serendipitaceae.